AUGAUCCAAUUAUCUUCUGACCUUGGGCUCAAGCUCUGUGUGGGGGCAUUUCUAUUAAGUUCACUAUUCCUUACUACCUCCUACAAUACCACAUUCGCUUUUGAUCGCCCGCUCAGUACAUCUGCCCUAGUAUGCUUCCUUACGGGGUUGACUCUUUUGGUAUCGAGUCGGUUCGUUUCAUUGGGAUCGACACCGUUAUCGCCGACAAGUAAACGGCCAGCUAUCCCUCUCGCAGAGCAAUUUGAGCUUCCUUCCCGUGCAUCGACGUCAUCUUUCUCACUGGGCGAUGUCGAGACUCGCCCUCGGCUACGGUUUAAGUCAUGGUGGAUGAAACUCGGUCUCUUAUUGGGGCUGUGUGGCUUACGGAUCGAAUCAUUUCGCAAAAUAACUCAGAAUACUGAAUGCGCGCCCGCUGGAUACGCUUACGCUAUUCCUUUCGUUAUUUCAAUCUAUGACUACUGGCGCAACCAGCGAUCACGUCAAGUGGACAGAUAUGUCCCUACCCAACGAUUCGAACAGCUGCCGCUACAGGUGGUUUACUCUGUUUCCCGCCGGUGCUUAUAUUAUCUUACGCAAAGUCGCUUCAGAGGGUUAACCGCAGCCGCAUUUUUGUCGGUUGGUGCGCUCUUGGCUUCAUCUUUCUCGGCUGGAACUCGGUCGACCUAUAUUUGUCCUAUUGUGUUACAUGGCGCAUCCCGUCUACGAUCAUACAAGCUGUUCAACCUGUUAGCUGAUUCUGUUAUACUUAUCGGUAUUACGGAGAUAUGUCGGGUUGGCACUCAAUUUGAUGAUGUGCGCAGAAAACGAACCUUGACAUUCCUUGGAGCUGGUCUCUUGGGUCUUUCGUUGGGGAGUACUAUAUAUUACUUGGUAUCAGAUAGCUCUCCUGAACUCGCCGGUCAAUCCGUGUUGGAUCUAGAGUACUCACGCGGCGCUUUCAGCCAGUCUGUGUUGGUUCUAAUACUGGUCUUUUCGGCCUGGCAUAUGUUACCGCAUUUCGACCUCCUUGGAUUGUCAAUUAUAGGCGGUUUCAUGAUCGUCUACUUCUCCACUUUAUCGGUCCUUACCGAACAAUCACCCUUCCCAUUUAUCUCUCUAACUCAUGCUGUUUUGCCGUUUGCUGCGUCUUUGACGGGUGCUAUCCUAUUCCUUCUUGCGCGGGUGGUUCAUGACGAAGAGCCGAAAUUAUACCGCACUAAUGUUGCCAUACAACUAUUGUUCGCCGUGAUGUGUGGCGUUAGUCUAUUUUUUGCAGUGAGCAAGCAUCGUCUUGCUGAUAUACACCCGAUUGAGUUCCUCAUCAACGACGGCCAAUUUCAACAUGACAACUAUCUCGCUCAGGCAUCUAGGAGCAAGACUCUUGGGGAUGCUGUUACCGAGUACCGGAGGCGAUAUAACCAGCAUCCACCACCGGGUUUUGACAAAUGGUAUCAAUAUGCCACUAGCCGGUCGUCAGCCGUCAUCGAUGAUUUCGAUCAGAUAUACCACGACCUACAUCCAUUCCGAGCCCUGGCUCCGGGGCACAUCCGCGCGAUGACUCACGAACUAGCCACAAACCCUUUCAAUGACCUCGGUGGGAUCAUAAUUCGCAACGGCACGGCAAUGGUGCAAGAAGGCAUCAAGCCAACCCAUGCAUGGAUGGUGGCGGGUGCCGUGGAUAUGAUGAAGAAUUUCACCCAAUAUCUCCCGGAUAUGGACUUGGUACUCAAUCUGAAUGAUGAACCACGUGUUGCAGUUCCAUGGGAGAAAAUAUCAACUUUGAACCAACAAACUGAAAUGCAAGAAAUGAUCCCUAAAGAGCGCAUGGUGCAGGCUUGGUCGACCGACCGAGGGGAUGGUUGGGGCCCGAUUGAACCCGCCGAUCAAACCAACAUUACCGUAUUCACUGACGGGGCGUGGAGAGGUGUAUUUGACCCUUAUGUGAGCGCUGUCUGUCCAUAUUCAUCGAAAGCGCGCUCUCAGCGAAUCUGGAAUCGUCGUGAGACUUGUCUCUCGUGCGUGGCUCCUCAUUCCAUGGGCCAAUUCCCUCUAGAUUCCAACAUCGCCUCCGAAAUCUGCCACCAACCCGACCUUGCCUUCCUCCACGGUCUCCUAAUCUCCCCGGCCUCAUUCAAGGUGUCACAGGAACUCAUCCCGGUAUUCAGCCAAAGCGCUCUCGCCGGAUUCAACGACAUCCUCUUUCCAAGCCCAUGGAACUACAUCGACAAGGUAAAAUACCAACCCACCCACGAACACCCAGAUCCAGAAUACACCCACAAAGAGAACUCCCUCUACUGGCUCGGUAGUACCUCCGAAGGCGUCAGCCGCUUCGGCGAAUGGAAAGGCAUGCCACGGCAGCGCUUCGCCCAUCUGAUAAACAACAACACCAACAACCAAGUCUCCGUCCUCCUCCCGACAGACUCUAAUGAAAACUCCUUCCGCUACGAGAUAAUGGACGGCAACGCCCCAAUCUCAGAUCUCGGUCUCCAAACCGCCGUCCACAUCGCCGACCCAAUCAUCCGCUGUGAUGAUUGCGACGAACAAGCCUCGGAAUUCGCCACCGCAGGCUGGGCAGACUUCCAAGCACACUGGUCGCACCGCUUCCUCUUUGACCUCGACGGCGCAGGUUUCAGCGGCCGAUUCCUCCCUUUCCUACACAGCCGCAGUCUGCCCCUCAGAACAGGUCUGUUCCGCCAGUGGUUCGACUCCCGCGUUACCUCGUGGUUGCAUUUCGUCCCUGUUGAUAUCCGUCUCCAUGGGCUGUGGAGUACCCUCGCGUACUUUGCAGGCGUACCUGCUGCUGCAUCCGAGGAGAGUGGUCCUGAUGCCCCGCAGAUGCGUAUGAAGGCGCAUGAUCAGCAGGGGAAGUGGAUUGCAGAGGAAGGGAGGAAGUGGGCGAGUACGGCGUUGAGGAAGGAGGAUAUGGAGAUUUACUUCUUCCGGUUGCUUUUAGAAUGGGGUCGGCUUACGGAUGAUCAGCGUGAUGUUCUUGGGUUUGGGAGUUGA
Penicillium verrucosum is the source of this 2985-nucleotide messenger RNA. RefSeq names its product putative capsular associated protein. The record is from RefSeq and is a predicted model, not a curated record. The transcript has 7 exons. Lineage: Eukaryota; Fungi; Ascomycota; Eurotiomycetes; Eurotiales; Aspergillaceae. Bases 1 to 2985 code for a protein of 994 amino acids.